Molecule: messenger RNA, 2534 nt
Organism: Alternaria rosae
Lineage: Eukaryota; Fungi; Ascomycota; Dothideomycetes; Pleosporales; Pleosporaceae
Product: SPOC like C-terminal domain-containing protein
Exons: 5
Coding region: 194-2383 (729 amino acids)
Biological process (GO): DNA recombination; telomere maintenance; cellular response to X-ray
Cellular component (GO): Ku70:Ku80 complex; nucleus
Molecular function (GO): telomeric repeat DNA binding; double-stranded DNA binding; damaged DNA binding
Source: RefSeq, a predicted model, not a curated record
GUCUGAUGCGACGACCACCCUCUUACGCCUUCACUCUUUCUUCCAAUUUCAACUUGACAAAUGUACCACGUUCACGACUGCCGAUUUCACACAUUCCAUCCGAAUCAGAGGACUUUGAGGUCGUAAAGUUGACGGCACGCGACGCUAGUCGCUGUAUGCGAAGCGCGCAAAAGAAGCAUCAAUCGACGCGAUCAUGGCCGGUAAAGAAGCAACAGUCUACAUCCUGGAUCUAGGAAAGUCAAUGGGUGAGAAGAGACAUGGCCGCGAUCAGACAGACCUGGAUUGGGCAUUGGAGUAUGUGUGGGACAAGAUUACCACUACUGUCGCGUCAGGCAGAAAGACCGCGCUGAUGAGCGUGAUAGGCUGUCGGACAGAUGAAACGGAUCUUGCUGGCAGUAUGGAAGAAGGAGAAGGAUAUGAGAAUAUCAAGGUAUUCUCAGAUUUGAAGCAAUAUUUACUCGGCGAUAUUCGGAUGCUGCAAGACCAACUCAAACCAAGCAAAACAGACAGCGGCGACCUACUUUCCGCCCUUGCGGUAGCUGUUCACACGAUCGACAAUGCGACACAAGGUGCCAAAGGCAACCCAUUGAAGUACGAUCGCAGGGUGAUCAUUGUGACUGACGGUCGCGGUCAAAUGGACACAGGCGAUCUCGAGGAGAUGGCAGCGAAGAUCAAAGAUCCAGCUGCUCCAUUCGAGAUCGUGUUGCUCGGUCUCGAUUUCGAUGACGAAGAUGUGGGCUAUAAAGAGGAGGGAAAGGACGCUCAAAAGGCAAAGAACGAACGUAUAUUGAAAGGCUUUAUAGAUGACUGCGAUGGCAACUUCGGUACCCUUGCGACAGCCAUCGAUCAACUUCAUACACCUCGUCUCAAGGAAACCCGCCCAGUCCAGAGCUACAGAGGCUCGCUUACUCUGGGAGAUGCUAGCAAGUACGAGGCUACCAUUACCAUUGACGUUGAGCGAUACCCAUGUACUAUGAUAUCGAAACCGCCCACAGCAAGUACAUUCGCAGUGCGGACGGAUCCAGGCGCGUCAGGGCAGUCAUCGACGACUGUAGUUGGCGAAGAUCAGCCGAUGCCCGAUCUUGCAGCAGUUCAUAACCAGCGCAUCUACCAAGUGGACGACCAGGAUCAGCCUGGUCUGAAGAACCCGGUCGAGCUCGACGAGCUAGAGCGCGGUUACGAAUACGGCAGGACUGCGGUGCACAUCUCAGAAUCCGACAUGAAUGUCGUCAAACUGGAAACUCAACAGUCUCUAGAGUUGGUAGGCUUUGUAAAGGGUGAGGAGUUUGAACGCUACCUCCCUUUGGGCCGUUCCAACUACAUUGUGCCGCAGAAGGCCAACACCCAAGCACAGCUCGCUUUGUCUUCGUUCAUCCACGCUCUCUACGAAGCUGAUUGCUAUGCGAUCGCAAGGAUGGUCGCCAAAGAUCUCAAACCUCCGGUGUUGUUGCUCCUUGUUCCCCGUAUUGAGCUUGAGUGGGAGGCUCUAGUCGAUGUUGAGCUGCCUUUUGAGGAGGACAUGAGACGGUACAAGUUCCCACCAUUAGAUCGAAAGCUCACAGUCAGUGGUAAAACUAUCACGGAGCACAAAGACUUGCCAACCGACAAGCUCCUUGACGCAAUGAGCGACUAUGUCGAUGCAAUGGACCUAUCGACAUUUGGCCGUGACGAAGAAGGCAACCCUGAGGAGUACGCUAAACCAGAGGAUACAUUCUCGCCCCUUGUCCACCGCAUUCUGCAUGUCAUCAAAUGGCGAGCGACGCAUCCCGACCCUACACUGCCAAUUCCCGAUCCGCCCGAAAUCCUGAUGAAGUACUCCGCGCCACCAGCAGAGCUCCUUGCAGCAUCGGAAAAGCAACUGAAGAGAUUGAUGGAAGCAGCAGACGUCAAGAAAGUCCCACCGAAAGCUAAAGGGCGAGGCAAACGCCAGCGUGGAGAUCGUGACAAGCCCCUCUCGGGUCUCGAUGUUGACGAACUCCUCGGCAACCCCAAGCGUGUCAAGAUCGAAACCAACAACCUUGUACCCUCGUUCAAACAAGCACUGGCCGCUUCCGACGACAUGGAGGCUAUUCAAGAAGCCGUGGAUGACGUUGCGAAGGAGAUUCGCAAGCUUAUCAGUAAUAGUGUUGGCGACAUUGCUUAUGGUCGGGCUCUUGAAGCUAUUCGCGUCAUGCGUGAAGAGCUUACCGAGCUUGAGGAGCCAGACAUAUACAACCCCUUCAUCAGGCAACUAAAAGAAGACAUUCUGGGUGGCAAACUGAAUGGCAAUCGACGCGAUAUGUGGUGGAAGAUCAAAGGGAGCAAGUACGGACUUGUGGACUCGAACAGGUGUUUCGCUAGCUCUGUGACUGAGGAUGAAGCGAGGAGAUUCUAUGAGAUCUGAGGAGGCUGGACUGUUGAACUGGGCGAGUCAACCUGAGGGAAUAGAAGAUUAGAAUCUGAUGGGACGUUGCGAUAAAAUCCCGAAAUCACACGUUCACAGAGGGGCCACUGCAGCAUGAUGGUAUGCACGAAUGUAUUUGUGUCUCGUCGUC